Molecule: messenger RNA, 1170 nt
Organism: Miscanthus lutarioriparius
Lineage: Eukaryota; Viridiplantae; Streptophyta; Magnoliopsida; Poales; Poaceae
Source: the annotation of a GenBank genome assembly
AUGGCAGCGGGGCCCACCCCAUCCGCCGCGGCGGCGUCGUUCCGGCCGCCGAUCCCGCCGCCGCCGCCGUGCUUUGACUACCGGGCGGCCGUGCUCGCCGACACGCGCGCCGCCGCCGCCGCCGCGGGGGACCCCGCGCUGGCGGGGCUGGUGGAGUCCGGCGCGCUCGUGCGCGUCCCGCGGCGGCGGUUCGGCCCGGUCCCGGCGUGGCGCCCGCCGGACUUCGUGGAGCCCGAGGACGUGUGGAUCCUCGGCACCUCGCACCUCUCCCCGGACUCCGUCGCCGACGUCGAGCGCGUCCUCCGCGCCGUCCAACCCGACAACAGCCCUCACUGCAGAGCUGGAAUCAUGUACGUGUCCAGUGAUUCUUCCGACGAGCCGCUUUUGAAGUCCAACAUGUUCUCUCUCGGUGGCUCCAAGUUCUUCGGUGCAGUCAACAGAAGCAUCAACCUGGGUGGGCAGAGCGCCCUUGCUCUGCGUCUGCUCCUCGCUGUUUUUUCUUCUAAAAUUUCUUCCAAUGCGAACCGGCCGUUUGGAGAAGAGUUCCGGGCAGCUAGGAGGGUGUCUGAAGACAUUGGUGCUCAGCUUGUUCUUGGCGAUCGCCCGAUUGAAAUAACUCUUGAACGAGCAUGGAAAUCCCUCACCUGGGAUCAAAAGACAAAGCUACUAAUCUCACUGUUCCGCGGGAUUGCUUCCACAACUGACACGCCACAGGAUGAAAAAACUGCUGUCAGCCCAUAUGAGUUGUAUGAGAAGCUUAGCACAUCUUAUCCUGCACUGCUGCAGCCUCUCAUACAUGAACGCGACAUGUUCCUUGCAUGGUCGCUGAAGAGGAGCAAGGCUGUGAACAAGAGCAAAACUGUCGUCGGAGUUGUAGGGAAGGGGCACAUUAAUGGCAUUGUGUACGCGCUGAUCUCUGAUCAAGGGGAUUUGAGAUUCCGAGACCUGGUUGGUAGAGCAUCAUCUGAUACAUGGGUUAGCUCACUCAUCAAGGGCCUGGAAAGUGCAAUUUUAUUUUUUCACAAGCCAAAGGAAAGGCAUGUUCACCAUUUUGAAAACAAAGGAAAAGAGAAGGCCGAAAACAGAAAGGCCUACAAGGCCCAUUCAUGCAUACUGCACAUUAGCAGUCUCCUGGUUCAGAAAAAUCCAUAUAUUACCUUUCUAACUUGA